This is a messenger RNA of Neurospora tetraspora, 2156 nucleotides long. RefSeq names its product carbohydrate phosphatase. Lineage: Eukaryota; Fungi; Ascomycota; Sordariomycetes; Sordariales; Sordariaceae. The transcript is spliced from 2 exons. The record is from RefSeq and is a predicted model, not a curated record. Gene Ontology annotation, molecular function: 3'(2'),5'-bisphosphate nucleotidase activity. The coding region runs from base 334 to 2004 and encodes 556 amino acids. Gene Ontology annotation, biological process: sulfate assimilation.
GUCGGCGUCAUCCGGGCCAUUGAAGCCAGGCACAACCCGGGGCGUCGGGCCAGACCCGGGCAGACCACCACGACCACCUCACCUGAAAAUGCCCCUCUGCGCCUCCCCGAAUUUGCCCGCAUUGCCCGCUCAGCCAUCAUUCUUGUCAGGUGUGGCUGCAAUGGCAGAAUCGAAUUUGCAACAGUUGUCAGUGUCACAGCCCCGCAGGCCUCUAAAAAGUCUCAAAAGUGCCUUGGAGGUUUGCACAUUCUCAUCAAACAAUUUCCUCACGAGGAUUCAUGGACAACACACCAAUCCACAUGGAACAGCCGUGGUGACCCAUCCAUCCUGGUGAUGCCGACCAUGGCGUGCUUCACCAACAAGGGGCGAAGCGUUUGCUUUGGCAUGGGAGUCCUCGGCUAUCGCAACCGCCCUACUAUUAUUACACCGCGAUACCUGAAUACAACCAUUAAUACACCGAAUAAUACACCACCUCGACCAGGGGCAACAACCAAGACUCCACCUGCCGCCGACGAUCACCACCUCGACGACGUCGACACUCCACACACACACACCUUAUUUCAACGUCACCAUCGUUACAAGUGUCCCCUCCCUCUUCAGUGCGGCUCCACUCAUCGACACCUCAACCUCAACCUCAACCUCAGGGACACAUCCUCACCACAAAAGACCAAGAAGAUGACAGUCACCACCUCCGACCCCUCCAAACCACCAUACCAGCACGAGCGUCACAUCGCCGAGCUAGCCGUGCAACGCGCCUCCCUCCUCACGCGCCGCGUCCUCGCCGGGAUCCUCAACCCUUCAGCUUCAUCAUCGUCAACCUCCACCUCGGGCACCUCAACACCAAACCCUCAUCUCGAUCAUGACCGCCGCAUCAGCGUAGCCUCCAUCUCCAAGCCCGACUUCUCCCCCGUGACCGCCGCCGACUUCGCCGUGCAAGCGCUCCUCACCGCCGCCAUCCGCGCGCACUUUCCGCACGACGGCUUCAUAGGCGAGGAGGACGCCGACGCUUUGCGCGCCGAUCCGGUGCUGGCUAGGCAGGUGUUUGAGUUGGUUCGGUCUUGCGACGCCUCCACCGAGUCAGGCGAUGAAGCACUGCUCUCACUAGCUGUACUCCCGCAAACCAUCCCCGAGAUGCUAUCCCUCAUCGACCUAGGCGGACGCGGCACCGGCUCGCCUACCGCCCGCUUCUGGGCCAUGGAUCCCAUCGACGGCACGGCGGCGUUCAUGCGCGGGCAGCAAUAUGCUGUGAGCCUGUGUCUGAUUGAGGGUGGACGGGAGGUGGUUGGCGUUUUGGGGUGUCCCAACCUAGGCAUAACUCUCCCCUUUAACUCUUCCUCUUCCGCUUCCUCUUCCGCUUCCCCGAAAGCCAAAAAUACUUGCACAGCCACGUACAUAAUCUCUGAGGACAGCACCCCAUCCCCAUCCCCUGACGCUCAGGGUCAGGAUCAGGAUCAACAACAAACAACAAACGGCAUCCUCCUCAGCGCCGUGCGCUCCCAAGGCGCCACCAUCCGGCCCAUCGCCGACCAAACUUCCCAAGCGGACCUCCUCCCCGCAACCCCCCUCACCAAGUCCUCCACGGCCUCUACCAGCCCAACAGACAUGUCCAACCUCCACUUCAUAGACUCCCUCACCACCCCCGCCACCUCCUCCUCCCUCGUCGCGCGCGUCGCCACCUUAGCCGGCGUACCCAAUUACUCUUUCCCCGGCACCGAGCUCUACAGCUCACACAUGCGAUACGUAGCCAUGAUCCUUGGCGGAAGAUCGCACGUGCAGGUGCGGAUCCCCAAGCCCAUGACCAAGCAAACGUAUAUCUGGGAUCACGCGGGGGCGCAGCUAAUUUACGUUGAGGCGACGGGGGGUAAGGGGAAAGUGACAGAUUUGUGGGGGAGGCAGAUAGAUUAUGGACGGGGAAGGGUUCUGGAUGGGAAUUGGGGCGUAGUUACGGCAGAUGAGGAGGUGAGCGGGAGGUUGUUAGAGAUUGUGGGGACCUUGAUUGGGUGAUGGGGUUGCAUUUUACUUGUUUUCGUUGGGGGAUCGUGGUGUUUUGAUGAUGAUGAUAGACGGUGCGGAUACCAUGGAUGAUGAAGAUAGACGGCGACGGCAGCAAUGCCCGGAAUGAACACGUCUCGAGUUAAUGCAUGCCUAUUAUGACU